CUGCUGGACAUGGCUACUGAUUGGGAUCCUUCAUGCGAUUAUGACUCGCAAACGUUUUCAGAAGAUUACAAUUUACAUGGUGCUUCUGCAAGAUCAUUAGAUCAUCCCAGUGUAACUCGCGAUGAAAUCUAUUACGGCCGCUUGAAUCUAAAGGAUGGUCAUAAUAACCGAGACGACCUCGACGACACCAGUAGUAGCAUCGAUAAUGCGGACUUGGACUUGAUCGCAGAUAUUGUUGAUGGCAAGCCUCCACACCAGAAUAACACAGAUAAAAGACAGCUGAGGUCUCUGGCUGCCGGUAGUACCACGGGAGUCGUUCAUCAAACUGAUGAUAAUUCAGUCGCUUCCAUUAUGAGAUACCUACAUGAAGGGUCUCAAGAGGCUAUAGGAUAUCAAGAAUCACCCAACUUUGUCCCCGCUCGGUACCGUCAUUCAAUGUUGGAUCAACAAACAGGAUUUAUGGGCGAUGUCAAUGAAGACCAUUUUGGAGAGUGGCCAAACAGGAACGCUCCAGCGCAUCAGCAGGUCAAGCAUGCUAGUCAAAAAGCCAUGCCAAAGCUAUCACCCAUGCUCAAGCGAACACUGAUCCCUAUGCGGCAGCCUUCUGAAGGUAUGCCGAACCAACCAAAAACUACAAAAACUGUUUCAAUGCAAGAGGCCGUUAAAGCCAGAGUGUCAAGGAUCGUCCCCCCAAUGAAGAGAGGAUCAGCGUCAACAUUAACAUCAAUACCAUUACCACAAUUGAAUCCAUCAAAGAUAAAAAGUACAUCCACUACAGUCACAGAGACAACACCUCCAUUGAAACCGAUCUUUCGAUCAGCAAUGAAGGCUUCAAAUAACGCCCACAAUGUCCAUGGCGACCAACCUGCAAGGAGCAAAUUGGGCCGACAUAUCCAAUUGCCGACUGAGACCCUUAGUGACAAUGAUGAUCAUAGCGAUAAAGAUCAGGACGAAUCGGAGCGGGAAGCUGAAAUAGAACAAUCUGAUCCUGAACAUGAUAGCAAUAGUGACAGCGAAAACCAUUCAUUCGAGCAGCGUCAGGAGCAAGAGCAGGAGCAGGAGCAGGAGCAGGAGCAGGAGCAGGAGCAGAUUGAGAAUGAACGUGCUGUACAUCUACAAGAAGCAGAAGAGCCAAAAGCGGCGGAGCAAUUACAAACCAAUAAUGAUCCUGUUUCAGUGGUUCGGUCCGUCCCUGGACCAUCGAGGUUUACGCGCAUAACAAAGACUAAUUCACCGGUUAAAAAGCAGCAUGCCACUAUACCCACUCCACAAGACGAAAAAACUGAGAAAAUUCAAAAUACCGUCAAAGAAUUGAAGGAAAUGCUUAAGAGAGUCGGAUUGAUGCCGCUUACUUCAACAUUAGAGACAUCCCUUGAUGAGCUUGAUGCUAAGCAAAUGGAAAGAGGAGGGCUUUGUGAGGCCCUGAACUUGCUGUUGAAAUUGGGGCACAUGCAUGAGAAACAGAAAGAGGUGAUUGAUCAAUUGACGGAUCAGAUUAUUACGGGCGAGUCGGCGCAGCAGCCAGGAGAUCCAGAUGCCGAGGAGUAUAUGCAAAACAUGGCGCGCGAACUUGAAGAUAUCAAGUCCGAAUUGCGUGAGGCUCAAGAGAGAAAUAGAAAGCUUGAGUCUAAUACAAAAGAGAUGAGCAUUGAACUAGAACACUUUCGAAAAGCCAAAGAAGAGAGUAUCAGGCAAGCGGCGGUACCAGUACCACAAGCCAAAGCCAAGACAACUGUUGUGGAUGCAGAGAGUCAAGUUAGUGGAAAUUGGGGUAGCAUAGAGGAGCUCUUGUCCCAGCGAGUCAUGAGGCACAAGAGCAGCCGCGUCGAGGAGGCAGCGCAGCAGCAGCAGCAACAAGGGCAUCGACAUUCAUCAUAUAUCUUGAGCUCAGCGAAAUGGAAAGAUCAUAUUCAGAAAAUAGAGCAAGAAUUGCAAGCGCUAAAGGCGAUUUUAGAUCGCCAAUCAGAAUUAGCUGCCUCAUCUGAAUCGGAGGCCUUGGAGCAGAAGCUGGAUGAGGUACUUUUGGAAAAUGUUCGGCUGAAACAAAAGAACAAGGCUCUGAUGAAAGACUUUCUUAGUGUUCAGGAAGGAGACUCUGCAGAACAUAGAAUUCAAGAUUCGGGCUACACAUCACUUUUGAAGAACAUCAUGUUAAAUUUGGGUGUGGAAAGUCAUCAAGACAUAUUGCCAGCUUUAAGCGAAGUUAAGAGGAUUGUGAGGGACCUUCCGAACUUACACCAAUUUAUUUCUAAAGUUGAGAGGAUUAUCUGGGAACAUGAAAUCAUGGAGGGAAUGGUUAAAAUACAAAAGCACCCACGCAGCAAUGUAGAUGAUGCAAAUGGGCAUUUUGACGCAGAAAAAGGCGGUAGCGGUGAAACAGGAAGGAAAAAAGAACGAGUAAGAGAUUGGAAGCCAAAAAUCAAGGUUGGAAGGACAUGUUCUCAGAGCUACGAAGAAACCUUACAGCGCUUAAAGGAAUGGAGCGAACUGUUGGAUGUGUUAAAUCACGUCGAGUUCGCUGAUGGUUCAGAUGAUACACCUACAACUAUACGUCCACCGUCUCGAGGGGAGUAAGCUGUUAUGUAAACUAGACUCAUUGCAAUUCUAGAC
Messenger RNA from Lobosporangium transversale, 2610 nucleotides. RefSeq lists its product as hypothetical. The record is from RefSeq and is a predicted model, not a curated record. NCBI's taxonomy places the organism in Eukaryota, Fungi, Mortierellomycota, Mortierellomycetes, Mortierellales, Mortierellaceae. The transcript has 7 exons. The coding region runs from base 10 to 2574 and encodes 854 amino acids.